AUGACGACGACUCAAGACAAGAACGCCUUAUCAUCGGAGGCUCCACUUGCCCCCGUCACCGUCGAACGCAAUGUUCGCUCCGACCUCGACACCACACUUCCAAAGGCUUAUAUUCAUACUCUUGUGUUUUAUCUGCCAAUUAAUCACAAGCCUACUGAAAAUGUUGAUCUUGAUAAUGCUUCUCCAAAAGAUGGGUUGGAAAGGAAAAAGGUCUUGGGAAGGAUGAACAAGCAAAGUUUUAUGGGUAAACUGGCUCUCAACAUAGACACUAAAAUUGAACAUUUCUUCAGGAACUUCAUUGUUUGUGCAUCUGUUAUGUUUUCUCUAUCAAAUAAUUGGGAAGAGGAUGAUUUUUAUACUGUUGAAGAAAAUAUCCAAAGAAAGAAACUUGAUGUGGAGUUAGAGGAGACAGAGGAGAUUGCUAAGAAACGAGAGAUUUCAAACAGUAGCUCGACAAAGAAGAAGGCAAAGAUUCCAAUAGCUUCAGUUUUCGGGAAUGAUAGUGACGAAGAACAGUGA
Molecule: messenger RNA, 519 nt
Organism: Impatiens glandulifera
Lineage: Eukaryota; Viridiplantae; Streptophyta; Magnoliopsida; Ericales; Balsaminaceae
Exons: 6
Coding region: 1-519 (172 amino acids)
Source: RefSeq, a predicted model, not a curated record